Molecule: messenger RNA, 1050 nt
Organism: Paecilomyces variotii
Lineage: Eukaryota; Fungi; Ascomycota; Eurotiomycetes; Eurotiales; Thermoascaceae
Product: alcohol dehydrogenase, class V
Exons: 3
Coding region: 1-1050 (349 amino acids)
Molecular function (GO): zinc ion binding; oxidoreductase activity
Source: RefSeq, a predicted model, not a curated record
AUGGCUAUUCCAGACCAGCAAUGGGCCCAGGUCAUCGAGCCCAACGGCUCUCUCGUCUACAAGCAGAUCCCCGUCCCCAAGCCCGGCGCAGAUGAAGUCCUCGUCAACAUCAAAUACUCCGGCGUCUGCCACACCGACCUCCACGCCAAGAACGGUGACUGGCCCCUGGACCGCAAGCUGCCCUUGAUCGGUGGCCACGAGGGUGCCGGCGUCGUCGUCGCGAGGGGUGAACUCGUCUCUGAAGUCGACAUCGGCGAGCAAGUCGGAGUCAAAUGGCUGAAUGGCUCUUGUUUGGCUUGUGAGUUCUGUCAGAAGGCUGAUGAGCCUCUUUGUGCUCAUGCGGAGCUCUCUGGGUAUACCGUCGACGGUACCUUCCAGCAGUACUGUGUUGCGAAGGCGGCGCAUGUCUCGAAGAUCCCUAAGGGUGUUGCGCUCGAUGCUGUCGCUCCGAUCCUUUGUGCUGGUAUCACCGUCUACAAGGGUCUGAAGGAGUCUGGUGCUCGUCCCGGCCAGUCGGUGGCUAUUGUUGGUGCUGGUGGUGGUCUGGGAGCGUUGGCUCAGCAGUACGCAAAGGCCAUGGGUUUGAGAGUCAUUGCUAUUGAUGGUGGUGAUGAGAAGAAGGCUCUCUGCGAGCAGCUUGGCGCUGAGGCCUACGUCGACUUCACCAAAACCAAAGACCUCGUCCACGACGUCCAAUCCGCCACCAGCGACGGACUCGGUCCUCACGCCGUGAUCCUCGUCGCCGUCUCCGAACUCCCCUUCCAACAAGCCGCCAGCUACGUUCGAUCUCGCGGAACCAUCGUCGCCAUCGGUCUGCCCGCCCACGCGUACCUGAAGGCCCCCGUCUUCAGCACCGUCGUGCGCAUGAUCAACAUCAAGGGUUCCUACGUCGGUAAUCGCCAGGAUGGCGUCGAGGCGUUGGACUUUUUCGCUCGUGGUUUGAUCAAGUGUCCGUUUAAGACGGUGCCGUUGUCGGAUUUGCCGAAGGUUUAUGAGUUGAUGGAACAAGGAAAGAUUGCUGGCCGUUACGUCCUCGAGAUGCCACAGUGA